AUGGAUUCGACUCAUAAUAAUAGAGCCUUCAUUCUCAGGCCGACAGCGCUGGAUGACCUCUUCGACACUAACUUCACAUUGAGCGAUGCUGAGGACAACGACAACGGUGCCGUAUCCUCUCCUGCAGCUCGGGUGGAACCAUCGCGUGCGCCAACACCCCCUCCGGCGAGCGCCCCCACCGUCGCUGUAAGUCCAGCAUUGGACGCCCCCUCAAAGCCAACGCCUGCGUCUCACACAUCUGCUGCCACUGCGAGAAGCGUCGCGCGUUCCUCAUCGUCCGUCUCGCAACAUGCACCUACCGCAGCGGCCGCGGUGCCCAGAUCUCAUCUCUCGGACCCGUCUCGUUCGUCCGACAACCAUAAUACUACAACGGCAAACAGCACCCGGCCUGUCGCGUCCUCUAGCAGUACGGCUGGCGGCGGGUUUCACUCAGCGACUCAUGCUGUCCCAGGGCCGUCAAGUACUCCUGCUACUCGCCCACAGCCAGCCUUUACUAUUCCUGUCAUUGGCGAUAGGCCGCGGUACAGCAUGCAGGCGCGCACUUCCGAACGCGAUACGGCUUUCGAUGUCGAUGUACCCGAUCAACUCAGCGACGCAGGCAUCCUCAAUUCCACCCAUCUUAGACAGUGGCUCCGUGCGCACGUUGACCGAUCUGUUGAGCUGCCGCCACAUGCGGAUACUUUGAACGCGGCAGAGGCUGCUACCGCGACUGCUCUCAUGGUUCAUUUACGCCGCGAUGCUGAGAAUUACUUGAGCAUUCUCGACGCCAUCAAACGUAACGCCCAGUUGAUUGAAGACUUCGCAAGCUUGGAGCAGACCGUCUAUGGCCUGUCCAACCACCCAUUUGUGAAGGCAGCUGGCGCUGCUCAAGGGGUCGAUGUCGUUCUGCCCGACUUCCCCGUCAAUCGCGCUGCAACACAACUUUCUCCAUCCGCCGAGGCUACCCCUGCCCCCCAUCAGGCUUCGCCACCACCGGACGGCAUUUCUGGUGCCCCACCUGCUCAGGGCGGCGGAUCUUCAAUGGACGUGGAGCCCAACCUCCCAGCAAAGUCGUCUUCGUUGGUGGAAGCCGCGGUACCCACAACAUCAGCUCCAGGCGCUAACCCUCCCGCUUCAUCGCAAACUGCCGCGUCACCGUGUACCUCGACCGUACACACCGGCAAGCCGCGUGCUUCUGGAGUCAGCGUUCGGGCUUUGGGCGCCUCUCUCAUGCGCCUUGGAACUUCCUCUCCCCCUCCAGAAACAUCGGCUCAAGACCCGAUAGCAGGUCUUUCUGGAAGCCAUGGCUUCCGACAAUUCCUGGUGCCGCGGGGCUCCGCGCGCGAACCGUUCUCGCACCCAGCUGCCGCGUCGGCUGCCAGCCAGCCAACAUCUUCGGUCCCCCCUGUCUACCAGAAAGUUGCGCGGCAACGCCGGCCCAACACUGGUCGUGGACCGGCAUCGGCGGCAAUGCAAUCAGCUGGCACUACGUCAGGUUCGUCAUCUGUGCCCACGGGCGCAGCGUCUGGCACCGGUCCUUCCCAACGGUCUGUUCCGUCGGGUGAAGUCAUUGAAAUCUCGGAAGACGAUUCCGAUAUCCUACCAGUUAUACCCCCGCCCCCGAAGAAGAAGAGGAAGCUGGGAGCGUAA
Peniophora sp. CBMAI 1063 is the source of this 1629-nucleotide messenger RNA. The record is from the annotation of a GenBank genome assembly. Lineage: Eukaryota; Fungi; Basidiomycota; Agaricomycetes; Russulales; Peniophoraceae.